This is a messenger RNA of Pistacia vera, 2023 nucleotides long. Its product is annotated as F-box protein At1g47056-like. The record is from RefSeq and is a predicted model, not a curated record. Gene Ontology annotation, molecular function: protein binding. The transcript has a single exon. NCBI's taxonomy places the organism in Eukaryota, Viridiplantae, Streptophyta, Magnoliopsida, Sapindales, Anacardiaceae. Bases 230 to 1816 code for a protein of 528 amino acids. Gene Ontology annotation, cellular component: SCF ubiquitin ligase complex. Gene Ontology annotation, biological process: SCF-dependent proteasomal ubiquitin-dependent protein catabolic process.
CCCGUGGGAUAAGCUCUUUUAUUUAUUAAAAAGAUAAAUAAAAAGGAAACUACACCUCCACAAAAAGCCAAAUUGAAAUCCGAUUUCAUGUCCGUGUCUGCACAUUUCGAAGCAAACAGCCACUCCUAGACGCUCCUGACUCCUGAGUUGCUCAGCCUCUAAAGGCUUGCCCAAGAUAAAAAAACUGAGGCCAAAAUACCUCAACCGUUCAUUCUUCAACUCUCCCUGGAUGGGCCAGUCAGCUUCGACGGCCGCAAUCACAAGCCGCCGAGAACCCAACCACAGCCAGCGAUACAAGUACAAACCAACGGCUGCGAUCUCCCCGAUGCAAGUUGACUACAAUAAUAGCGAACAUGUCGACGAAGCGUCUGAUUUAAUCUCAAAUCUGCCCGACGAGUGCUUGGCUUGCAUUUUCCAGUCUCUCAGCUCCGGUGACCGCAAAAAAUGCUCUCUGGUAUGUCGUCGCUGGCUCAGAAUCGAGGGACAGAGUCGUCACCGUCUCUCUCUCAACGCCAAAUCAGAUCUCCAAAACGUGAUUCCGUCACUUUUUUCCCGAUUCGACGUCGUCACGAAACUUGCACUCAAAUGUGACCGUAGAUCCGUCAGUAUCGGGGACGACGCACUUGUUUUAAUAUCACUCAAGUGCCGAAACCUCACGCGCUUGAAGCUCCGAGCUUGCCGAGAGCUGACCGAUGCUGGAAUGUCAGUGUUUGCUAAAAACUGCAAGGGUUUGAAGAAGCUCUCGUGUGGAUCUUGCACUUUUGGAGCCAAAGGUAUGAACGCAGUGCUCGAUAACUGCUCGACUUUAGAAGAGUUAUCGAUAAAAAGGCUUCGAGGAAUUACAGACGGAGCCGCGGCUGAGCCGAUUGGACCCGGUGUGGCUUCAUCGUCACUUAAAACAAUUUGUUUAAAGGAGCUUUACAACGGACAGUGUUUUGGUCCCCUGAUAAUUGGAGCAAAUAAACUAAGAACGUUAAAGCUUUUUAGGUGUUCUGGGGAUUGGGACAAGCUUCUUCAACUCGUAACGGAUCGGGUCACGAGUCUGGGGGAGAUUCAUCUCGAGAGAAUCCAAGUUACCGACGUUGGACUCGCUGCAAUAUCUAACUGUUUAGAUCUGGAAAUUCUACAUCUGGUUAAAACUCCAGAAUGCACAAAUCUUGGACUUGCGGCGUUAUCUGAACGUUGUAAGCUAUUGAGAAAACUUCAUAUUGAUGGAUGGAAAGCUAAUCGAAUAGGAGAUGAAGGACUAAUAAGUGUUGCAAAAUGUUGCCCUAAUUUACAAGAGUUAGUUCUGAUUGGUGUAAACCCAACCAAAUUGAGUUUAGAAAUUUUGGCAUCAAAUUGUCAGAAUCUAGAGCGGUUAGCCUUGUGUGGUAGUGACACAGUGGGUGACAAUGAAAUAUCCUGCAUAGCUGCAAAAUGCGUAGCAUUGAAAAAGCUUUGUAUUAAGAGUUGUCCAGUGUCGGACCACGGAAUGGAAGCUCUGGCUAAUGGUUGUCCAAACUUAAUCAAAGUAAAGGUGAAGAAAUGUAGAGGAGUAACUUCGGAGGGUGCUGAUUGGUUGAGAGCAAGGAGGGAAUGCGUUGUUGUAAAUUUAGAUAGUGGCGAGCCUGAACAUCAUGAUGCCAGUGACGUAGGACCUCUAGAAAAUGGUGCUGAAUUUCCUCCGCACAUGGUGGCUGCUAGUGGUGCACCAGGUAGUAAUAGCCGAUCAACUUCUUUCAAGUCUAGAUUAGGGCUUUGGAGUGGAAGGAGUUUGGUGGCAUGCACUUUCAGGAGGUGGUCAAGUGGUAAUAGCAGUUCAAGGAAUAGUUAGUUUAAAAACUCAAUUUAACUUGUUUCUUCAUAUGUUUUACAUAAUUUUUUGUUGGAUUGUCUUAUUCUGUCCUCAGGUGUAUUUAAUUCUAUGCUGUGUGCUUGUUUAUUUGUCUUAUGAAUUGUAACUUCACUUGCAAAAAGUGAUCAUUUUGGUUUCCUUUGCUUACAUUUCUUGCUUCAUUUUAAUAUCUGUGCUAAGCUUCUG